AUGACCCUUUCAUGCCGCGUACCACAGACAGCACCACCAGCACCACCACCAGCACCACCACCACUACUUGGGCGAGACCACAGUCUCACUCUGAGGCUGGAAAACCUGCUGUCUCACCGACAUGCUUGGCGGAAAAACCUGGUCGACGAAUGCCAACAUUCCAGGGAGGAAAUCUGGAGAGAUUUCUGUUUUCCCCGAGACGAUUGUCCCGAAGAUGUUGUGAGUGAAAACGAUGCGAUGAUGUUGGAGCGUUGGGGUGCAAGGGUGCAGGAACCUUGGAACCCACCGAAUUAUAGUGAAGUGUCAGCGGGCUUGGCUCGGCGCAACAGGAUUUCCCAAUCUCCCAAGGCUCUUAGGGGUGCAUCACCGUCCCGUAUCGGGUUCGCAUAUGGAGCGGAACAUACACAUAAAUCAUCGAAUACUUCCCCGAACACGACGGAUGGACCCAGCUUCUCGGGCUCCGUCCGCGAAUUCGUGAUGCAGAUCCCUAGUUACCUAUAUAAAAAGGUUCCUUGCUACCAACCAGAGAGUCAGAGACCAAACUGGAGCCUUGGGGCAGAGCCUCUCUGGUUCCCCGGAUUCCGGAGUUUGUGGGGUUCUCCCACCCCUCUCGUAAUUCCCAAAAUCGAGGGCCUUAUGGACGACCUGAACAUGUCCAGGACCCAGUAUAACAUUGCCCUUGCCAUAUUCUUCGUCCCAUACAUCCUUUUUGAGGUUUCCAGUAACAUUCUUCUUGCCAAAUUCUCGCGACCAUCAAUAUAUAUUGAAAUGCUCACACUAGGCUGGGGUAUUUGUCAUGACUCUCACAUUUUCGCUGACACCUAUUGUUUCUGGGCAGCUGUGCGUUAUCGUCGCCUUCUGCAUCCUCUUCUCCAAAGUCAGCUGAAAUCGAGAAUCACAUCGGUCUCUGCUACUCCGCCGUGGUCCUUGGCCUGUAUUGGUUUCUACCCCAUUCUCCCGGCCACAGAUGCGUGGACACUCAACAAUCUUGCUGGCGAAGGGAAACGCUCCAUUGUCAUCGCAUUCAUGAUAUCCUUGGGGGAUUGCGGAGGAAUUCCCCGGCUCGUUCAUCUAUCUACCUUGAGAAGGAAAAGCCUAAAUACACGACCGGCUUUUGCUCUUUACGGUGACGAACAAACGGAGGAAGAAAUGCAUGCGAAAUAUACUGAUGAGCAACUGCAGACGAUGGGCAAUCGGUCGCCUCUGUUCAAGUAUAUUCUCUGA
Paracoccidioides brasiliensis Pb18 is the source of this 1224-nucleotide messenger RNA. RefSeq lists its product as uncharacterized. Gene Ontology annotation, molecular function: transmembrane transporter activity. The transcript is spliced from 5 exons. The record is from RefSeq and is a predicted model, not a curated record. The coding region runs from base 1 to 1224 and encodes 407 amino acids. Gene Ontology annotation, cellular component: membrane.